Molecule: messenger RNA, 696 nt
Organism: Peronospora matthiolae
Lineage: Eukaryota; Oomycota; Peronosporomycetes; Peronosporales; Peronosporaceae
Source: the annotation of a GenBank genome assembly
AUGACAGCUAAGACUGUUUUGGUCACCGGUAGCAAUCGCGGCAUCGGCCUCAGUCUUGCCGCACACUACAAGAACGAAGGCUGGCAAGUCAUUGGCUGCGCUCGCAAUGUCGAUGGCGCUACUGACCUCCAACGACUCGAGCCAUGGAAACUCGUGACACUUGACACGAGCAGUGAAGAGUCGAUUGCUGCAGUGGCUUCGACGCUGCAGAACGUACCGAUUCAUCUGCUGAUCAACAACGCGGGUGUCAUGGACGACCACGAUCUGGAAUCGACGACGAAAGCAGAUCUUCUACGUCAUUACGAGGUGAAUGCGGUAGGCCCUUUUCUUAUGACGAGAGCGCUGCUCCCGAACCUCCGUCUCGCUGCAGCGGCUGAAGCCCCUGCUUUCGUGGCUCAGCUGACGUCCAGAAUGGGUUGCAUCUCGGCAAACGAAACGGGAGGAACCUACGGCUACCGCGCGUCAAAGUCGGCGCUCAACAUGCUGUCCAAGUGCCUCGCUAUCGAUCUAAUGAAGGAAAACAUUGGGUGCUUAUUGCUGCAUCCGGGGUACGUCAAGACGGCCAUGGUGCAGUACCGCGGACCUAUUCUUCUCGAAGACAGCGUCAAGGGGCUCACGACGAUCAUUGCUCGCGCCAAACUUGAGGACUCGGCCAAAGUGCUCCAUUAUGAGAAAGGAAUUGUUCUUCCAUGGUAA